Mycena indigotica is the source of this 2538-nucleotide messenger RNA. RefSeq names its product putative acyltransferase CST26. Gene Ontology annotation, molecular function: acyltransferase activity. The transcript has 16 exons. The coding region runs from base 1 to 2538 and encodes 845 amino acids. The record is from RefSeq and is a predicted model, not a curated record. Gene Ontology annotation, cellular component: endomembrane system. NCBI's taxonomy places the organism in Eukaryota, Fungi, Basidiomycota, Agaricomycetes, Agaricales, Mycenaceae.
AUGGCAGAGGCCGAAAAGCACGAUUCCGCAACCGAUGUUGACGUCUUUGAACAGACUCCAGAACAUGACUUUCGCUACAAGACGCUCAGUUGGCAGCUCGUAUCAGCACUUAUGAUUGCAGAAAUCGUCAGCAAUGGGAUGCUAUCGCUGCCUAGUGCUCUUGCUGUGGUCGGAAUCGUACCUGCCGUCGUCUUGAUCGUCUUCUUUGGAGUUUUCGCGUUAUAUACUGCGAAGCUCUUGAUUGACUUCAAGUUAACUCACUUAAGUGUGCACAACAUGGGCGACGCAGGCUAUAUCCUGGGCGGACCGGUUGUCCGAGAGCUGCUGUCAGCUGGGACCAUCAUUUUUGCGAUUGCUGGAACAGGAUCCGAGCUGCUGUCCGGCCAACAAGCACUCUCAGCGUUAUCUAAUAACGGUCUCUGUUCGAUUUACUUGCUCUUGAUUUUUGCGGUGGCCACUCUACUCCUCGCCUUGCCUCGCACCCUCAAUCAAGUUGGCUGGCUUGGGCUCUUCAGUGCAGGCCUUAUAACUAUUUCCGGUAUCGUAGCCAUGAUCGGAGCGGGAAGCAACCCCUUGCCUGGUCGAAUGCUUAGCGCGACAAUCCCAACCAAUUUCUACCAAGCAUUUCUUGCCAUAACAAAUCCAGUCUUCGCCUACGCAGGCCAUUUUAUGUUCUUCAUUCUGAUAUCAGAAAUGAAAAGACCUGAAGAUGCUAUGAAAGCAGCUUGGGUCCUACAGACAUUCUCUACCGUCUUCUACGCCGUGUUUGCCGUCGUCAUCUAUGUCUAUAUUGGCAAUACCGUUGCCUCUCCUGCUCUUUUCUCACUUCCGGAGACUUGGUCGAAAGUGACGUUUGGUAUAGCGUUGCUUAAUUUCCUGAUAGCUGGCUCACUAUAUUCGCAUACUGCGGCUAAAAUAUUGUUUGUGCGAUGGUUUCGCCAUUCUCGCCAUUUGUACAUGCACACAGUUCUUGGAUGGGCUGUCUGGGUCACGCUUUGCUUUGCUGCCGUCGUUGUAGCGUUCAUCUUCGCUGUCUCGGUUCCGAUCUUCUCCUACCUCAUUGGAAUUGCGGCAUCUUUAUUCGCCAGUUGGUAUACCUACGGGAUUGCUGGGUUCUUCGAGCUUCACACUACAUAUACGCGCAAAGGAGGUUGGGUAGGAAUCAGACAACGUCCGAUUCACACACUACUUGCCCUUUUCACGAUUGCCGUUGGCGCAUUUGUGUGUGUAGCGGGAACAUACGUUUCUAUAAGACUUAUCAAUGACGCGUACCGCGAUGGGAUUCUCCUCAGAGAUACGACCAUGACCACCGCCUUGUACUCUGUCCCGAUAGCGUCUCGAAACUAUAGUCCAUCGUGGCGGCAGCAAGUCUCUGCGUUCCUAUUCUGCGUCUUUUUCAACCUCGGUUGUAUUACGAUACACACUACUCAACUCCUUGUCCUUAUUGUGUUCGGAUGGCCUUGGUCAAGAGGUCUUUACAAGCGUGGCAUUCGGUAUACCAAAGGCUCGUUUGGUCUCUUGCUCAUCCUCAUGUGCCAGUGGUUUGCACCAACCAAACUCCGCAUCACUUUCGAGACGAAGGGCAAGGGGAAAUUCUCUCAGGAGCAAAUAGAGGAGAUCGCCGUCAAGGAUGAAGACGGCAAUAUCGUGGCAUUGGAUUUGCCUAAGAAGUUCGUGCUCAUAUCUAAUCACCAGAUCUAUUUGGACUGGUGGUAUGCGUGGAAUCUGACCUACUUCAUCGGAAAGAACGGCAUCCAUCGUUCGGUCUAUAUAACUCUCAAAAAGAGUCUACAGUGGAUACCAGUAAUAGGGCCCGCGAUGCAGUUCUACGACUUCAUUUUCCUGGCACGUUCCUGGGUUUCUGAUAGAGCGAAGCUUUCCAAAAGUCUCUCUGCUCUCGGAAAGGCCGCUCAACAGGAAGACGACCCCUUUGUUUUCUUCAUUUAUCCCGAAGGAACCCUGGUCAGUAAAGACACGCGACCAAUCAGCAAGAAAUUUGCGGAAAAGACUGGAAUCGACGACAUGACUAACGUGUUAUUGCCUCGCUCAACUGGCUUGCAUUAUAGUCUCCGCUCACUGUCUCCUCGCAUUCGAGACUUGAAGCUCAUUGACAUCACCACUGUAUACCCAGGAAUUCCGCCUUUGCGCUAUGGACAAGACUACUAUACCCUUCGCUCAGUUUUCCUGCAUCGCAUGCCGCCGCCAGUAAUCCACAUGCAUCUACGCAUGUUCGACGUGGCCAGUGAAGUGCCCAUAGGCGAUCUAUCUCGAACAAAUUCCGCUGUUCUUCCAGACUCCAAGGCGCCAGUCGAAGUCGAAAUUCCAGACCGUGAAAAGAGCGUAUUCGAUGUGUGGCUUAGAGAGCUUUGGCAAGAGAAGGACGAGUCAAUAACUCGAUGGUUCAACACAAGCUCUUUCGACAAUUUCCACUUGGAUAUACCGCUGAGAUUGCGGACGAAGAGAGAAGUCUUGGACGCUUUCGCAUUUUUCAUACCCUCUGGUGUUCAAUAUCUCUGGACCACAAUACGGGGGCACUAA